CUGCCAAGCCCCGAGCGCGGCCCAGGUGAAGCGCAGCCGGCCGCGGCCUCUGGGCGAGAGGGAGCUUCGCGCUUCGGCCCGCUCUCCCCUCCCCGCCGGGGAGACCCCCGGGAGGGCAGGGCCGGCCCCGCCACGGGCUCCCCCGGGCAGGCGGCAGCCCGGACUCUUUUCCAUGAAACACCUCCCGGGCCCUGGCAACCGCCGCGCCUGGCAACUGGGCUGCAGGGCCGGGCUGGUCGGCUGAGGCAGAGGAUGAAGCAGGCGCUGGUGGACGACACGGAGGAUGUGUCCCUCGACUUCGGGAGCGAGGAGGACCUGGCGCUGCGGAAAGCAAAGAUCAGAGGGGGUGGUCAAGUGCUGGAACAGGCCGCAUGGGAGGCUAGGGAGCCUUGGCCCGGGAGAUGCUCAGCGCUGGGCAGCCAGCCCCAGCUGCCCGGGCUGGAGCAGGCACCCACUGGCCACGUUUUUCCACCUGUUUUUCCGAGUGAGUGCUAUUAUUACCUACUUGUUCUGUGACUGGUUCAGCAACAGCUUUGUUGCCUGUUUUGUCACUAUUCUCCUCCUUCUAUCCUUUGACUUUUGGUCAGUUAAGAAUGUGACAGGAAGACUCUUGGUUGGUUUGCGUUGGUGGAACCAGAUUGAUGAAGAUGGAAAAAGCCACUGGCUGUUUGAAGCAAAAAGGGUGCCUACAGUAGCUGCCUCAACAGAAGCUGAAGCUCGAAUCUUUUGGCUUGGUCUCAUUAUCUGUCCAGUUAUUUGGACAGUGUUUUUCUUCAGCACCUUGUUCUCCUUGAAGCUGAAAUGGCUGGCUCUUGUGAUAGCUGGGAUCUCCCUUCAGACUGCUAAUUUAUACGGCUACAUCCACUGCAAAUUAGGGGGACAAAAAAGCAUCAGCAGAGUAACUUCAAGGUUUUUUGUCACAGCAGAAGCUCCCAAGAGACGGACAAGGAGAAUUUCAGAAGACCCCACUGAAGAACAUAGAAAGACAGGCACUGGUAAUCCAACAAGGAAGAACUAAAAGGAGGAGCAGUAAAAAUACUCAUUUAUGAAAGCUGUUCUUCAUAUGAAGAUAUUUCGGUAAAGCUCUUCUAGAAUUAUGCUUGCAUGAAAUAACAAGGAUUUUAUGUCAUUGGUGUUGGAAUCUUUAGCUUUCUGAAAGGCUUAGAGCCUUGGUUACUUAAAAGUUAAUCAAAAAGUGGUUUGUAUAAGCACAAAAACAAUGCUUACAGUUUACACAGAGCACGCUUUCAGAAAAAAAAUCUGUCAACCAACCUGAAACUGUUGGAUUCUCUUAACCAAGAAUUAGAAUGUAUUCAAAAGACAAUGCUGAUUUCUUUAAUUUUCAAACUACAAUGAACAAAAUCGAACUGCCUUUCCCUCUUGUACGCAAUACUGAUUUCUCAAGGCUCUGAUUCCUCAAGAAAAAAAGAGGAAUUACAAUCACAAAGGGCCUCUUUGUUAUUAAAAGACACUAGUCAAGUAGAACGAACAAAAGUCAUGUAGCACAUUCACACGGUACCUGUGUGAAGCAGCCAGUUAAUAGUAAAGUAUGUUAAAUCUUAUUCUGAUACCUGUAAUAAAUAAAAUAUUGUACUUGGACUAUAAUUAACUUGCCUAAACUCUAGGUUUUUACUUUAAAACUGUAUGCCAAUUAUUAAGAAGGAGACUGUACUACACUGAAUUUCAUUCUAAAUAUAGAUCUUUACUGU
This is a messenger RNA of Grus americana (Whooping crane), 1709 nucleotides long. It is a transcript of the gene TVP23A, whose product is annotated as trans-golgi network vesicle protein 23 homolog A. Bases 284 to 1018 code for a protein of 244 amino acids. The record is from RefSeq and is a predicted model, not a curated record. Gene Ontology annotation, cellular component: Golgi membrane. The transcript has 8 exons. Gene Ontology annotation, biological process: vesicle-mediated transport; protein secretion. Lineage: Eukaryota; Metazoa; Chordata; Aves; Gruiformes; Gruidae.